UUUGGUUCGAUGGUGUUUCAGAUGGAAAAGCUAAAAUGAAGAAGCAGGGGAUUCUGCAACAUUGCAACCGAGCGUCGCCUACGGCACGUGAGCACUUCUCUCACGAACGAGAUCGUACUCCGACAACAUGUUUUACUUGCCCAUACGUUCAUCCGCUGGAGGCAGCACACCACCGGUUGAUCUCAAAGUUGACUAAAUCUCGAAAACAACAUGACAUGCGUAUCAGGCGCUGGAAUUUUAUAUUCAUUCAUGCUCCUACAUAAUGCGUGCCUCGGUUCAUCCGAUGCAACGCCACCGUCCGUCCUACAGCUCUGGUCGCGCGAGCUAAUAAUAACAGAUGGCGUGGCCUGCGCCGCCGUUCCUGCACGCGCCGUCGCCGCUCGAGGCGUGGGCGUCGGCGGCGGGCGCCGUCGCGAUGGCCUUCCUGGCCGUCUCCGAGUUCCGAGGCGACCACUUGGCCUACUCCAAGUUCUCGCGCGGCGGCGGCGGCGGCGGCGGCGGCGGCCAGCAAGGGACGAAGCAGCAGCAGCAGCGGCAGCGGGUGCGGGUACCGAGCCGAAUCGGGAUGGUGCUGCUCUACUUCCCGGCGCUCGCCGCCGCGGUCGCGUCCUUCGCGGUGCCAGGCGCCGUCGACGGCGCGCGCGCGCACGUCCUCAGCGCCGCCAUCGCCGUCCACUUCCUCAAACGGGUCCUCGAGGCGCUCUUCCUCCACCGGUACAGCGGGAGCAUGCCGCUGGCCACGUCGCUGCUGAUCGCCGGCCACUACCUGUUCGCCGGCGGCGGCAUGAUCUACGCGCAGCGCCUCAGGCGCCGCGGGCUCCCGGAGCCCCGCGUGGACCUGCUGCUUCCCGGCGUGCUCGCCUUCGCCGUCGGCCUCGCCGGCAACUUCUACCACCACUACCUCCUCUCGAGGCUGAGGGCGCGCCACGGCGGUGACGCAGGCGGCGAGGGGGCGUACAGGAUCCCCAGCGGCGGGCUGUUCGGCCUCGUCGCCUGCCCGCACUACCUCUUCGAGACCCUCGCCUUCUUCGGCCUCGCCAUGGUCUCCCAGACGCUGUUCGCGCUCACCGUGGCCGUGGGCACCGCGGCCUACCUCGCCGGCCGGAGCCGCGCCACCAGGAAGUGGUACGCCGCCAAGUUCGACGACUUCCCGUCCAGGGUCAAAGCUCUUGUGCCCUAUGUCUGGUAGCGUAAUGUGUUCUGGGAUUAUGUAUGAUAUAAUAAAAGAUACUAUUGUUGUGUGCAUAUUUAUUAAUUACGAUAAUUAUUGUGGUGUGCA
This is a messenger RNA of Zea mays, 1279 nucleotides long. Its product is annotated as 3-oxo-5-alpha-steroid 4-dehydrogenase 2. Bases 338 to 1189 code for a protein of 283 amino acids. Gene Ontology annotation, molecular function: oxidoreductase activity, acting on the CH-CH group of donors. The transcript has a single exon. Lineage: Eukaryota; Viridiplantae; Streptophyta; Magnoliopsida; Poales; Poaceae. The record is from RefSeq and is a predicted model, not a curated record. Gene Ontology annotation, biological process: lipid metabolic process.